AUGUUUGAUGCUUACCCAGAAUAUAUAGAAGAAUUUAGUAUAGAGAUAGCUGAUUUCAAUCCAAUUGGUCCUACUGCCCAUAUAUCUUUACCUGAAACUAUGCCAAAACGUAAUAACGGGAUUAUUAAUAUUCAAAAUAAUGAUGACUGGUGUUUCGGAUGGUGUGUCCUAGGAGCUUUGCAUCCAGUUAAAGUUCAUCCAGAAAGAAAUCCGCAUCGGCUAUAUGGAGAUUUCGUGGAGAAACUUAAUAUGGAUGACAUCCCAAUUCCAGUACCGGUCUCAACACCAGUUUAUAAAAAGUUCGAAGAAAAUAACCCAGAAAUCAGUCUAUGUGUCUAUGAAUGGCACAACCAAAACAAAUGUCUUGACUUUCGCUAUGUUUCAGAAAGAAGAGGGGAAGAAUAUAAGCAAGUAAAUCUUCUAGUAAUUACGGAAGAAGAAAGAAGUCACUACUGUAUUAUCAAAGAUUUACAUAAGCUGGUAUACAAUCAUAGCAAGCAUAAAGGACAAAAAUAUCUAUGCCGAUAUUGCCUUCAUGUAUAUUCAGCGGAGAAAGGGUAUAAGGAACAUUUGCCGAAAUGCAAGAGUUUGAAUAAUGCUCCUCAACGGCCACAAAUGCCAGUAAAAAAUAGGAGUAUCAAAGCUUUCUAUAAUCAUAAAUGCAUGCAACCAAAUCCAUAUCGCAUUUUCUGGAAUCUAGAAAUUUUAACCGAAAAGUUAACUCCAGAAGAGAAAACGAAGUUAAUCCAUACUGAAAGAUUGCAGAUGCACAAGCCGUGUGGCUAUUGUUAUGUAGUUGUUCGUAUGGAUAGUUCACUUAACUAUGAGAUUAUGAGUUAUGAUCUAUACAGAGGCCCAGAUGCGCUUGAAAGAUUCGUUACAAAAAUCGAGAAGGAGCAGGCAAACAUACAGGAGGACUUAUCCGCGCCAGCUGAAAUGAUUUUAGCGUCGGGUGACCUAAAGUCAUACAAUGAGGCGACAGAAUGCUGGAUUUGUAAGAAACCUUUUAUCAAGCCAUCACAAGAAGCAUUGCAAAAAUUCGAAGAAGCAAAGCACAGAUUAUUAGAAGUCAAGGAAUGGGAAGCAAGCAUAGGGGAAGAUCAUCCAGAAAAGAAAAAGAUACAGAAAGAAUACAGAGAAGCUUUAAGUGCUCUUAAUCGAAAAGUAAAAGAUCAUGACCAUAUAAAUGGAAAGUAUCGAGGUCCAGCUCAUGAUACUUGUAAUAAAAAGUUGCGGAUAGGCUCUUUCGAAACCAAAGUGCCCCUUAUCUGUCAUAAUUUCCGGGGGUAUGACUCUCAUUCGCUUAUGAAAGUUGUGAGCAAGUUCACAGUUGAUAAGCUAAAUUGCAUCCCAGAGAAUAUAGGAAAGUACAAAGCUAUGGAUGUUGACCAACUCCGAUUCUUAGAUAGCUUUUAG
This is a messenger RNA of Ambispora gerdemannii, 1416 nucleotides long. NCBI's taxonomy places the organism in Eukaryota, Fungi, Glomeromycota, Glomeromycetes, Archaeosporales, Ambisporaceae. The record is from the annotation of a GenBank genome assembly.